UGGCACUUGGUUUCAUCCUUAAUUAUAAAAGGAGAUUUUGGAGAUAAGCAUCCAUAUGCUCUGUUCACGUUGGAUACAAAUAUGUCGCUGCGGAGGAUACGGAGCCCCUUCAGGAUUUAUAUAGUCCUUGUUCUUUUGGAUUGUUGCUGGGAAGCGGUGUCUGGGCAGCUCUCUUACUCUGUGUCAGAGGAGGUAAACCCGGGGACUUCUGUGGGAAAUCUCGCUAAAGAUCUAAAUCUUAAUGUACACGAAUUGGAGGCACGUAUGUUUCAGAUUGUAAGCGGAUCAAAGAGAAAAUAUUUUGACGUACAUUUAAAAACGGGCGUUCUUUAUAUCAAGGAAAGAAUCGACCGUGAGGAACUUUGUGCGAAGGCUACAACAUGUACUGUCGAUGUAGAGGCCGUGAUAAACAAUCCACUGAAGCUUUACCGAUUCGAGGUAAAUAUAGUUGAUAUAAAUGACAAUGCACCCUAUUUCCCUGAGAAUGUGCAGUCUCUUAACAUUGCUGAAAGCACUGUGCCAGGAGGGAAAUUUGGAUUUAUAGGGGCGUUAGAUCUCGAUGUUGGUAAGAAUAGUGUUAGUACUUACAGGCUCAGUACAAAUGAUUAUUUUUCUUUAGAGGUGCACAAGGGGGGAGAAAGUGUGUCUGCCGAACUUCUUCUCGAGAAAGGAUUAGACCGAGAAAAACAAAAUACUGUAAGAUUAACAGUGACUGCUGUCGACGGUGGCAAUCCACCUAAAUCAGGAACGUCACAAAUCAUCAUUAAUGUUUUAGACAUAAACGAUAAUGCCCCGGUUUUCACUAGCUCUUUAUACAAGGCACGGAUUUCUGAGAACUUAGAAAUUGGUAAGACUGUAAUAGUUCUGAAUGCAACGGACGCAGAUGAGAGAUUAAAUGCUGAAAUUGAAUAUUCAUUGAGAAGUAAAGGCCAGGAUCACAUUUUAGAUUUAUUUCAGAUUGAUUCCAAGUCAGGUGCAAUUUUAGUCAGAGGUAAGAUCGACUUUGAACUAAAUCCUGCCUUUGAGAUUCACGCACAGGCCAGUGACAAAGGGCAGCCUCCGAUGUCUGCUCAUUGCAAAGUGCUGGUAGAAGUGGUGGACCUAAAUGAUAACGCUCCUGAGAUCACUGUGACGUCACUACUAAACACUGUGAAGGAGGACGCAGGGGUAGGAACUGCUAUAGCACUUGUUUCUGUGCUGGACAAAGAUGGUGGGAAAAACGUUGAAGUAAAGGCAGUAAUUGCAAAUGAUGUCCCCUUUAAAUUAGACACAAAUUACAAAAACUAUUAUUCGUUGGUAGUUAAUGGUCCGCUUGACAGAGAGACUAUAUCGGAUUACAAUGUCGUUAUUGUAGCGACUGAUGGAGGGACUCCGCCUCUCUCCAGAACCAACAUAGUGACAGUGCAUGUGUCUGAUGUUAAUGAUAACCCGCCUCACUUCUCAGAGCCGUUCAUUAAUAUUUAUGUGAAAGAAAACAGUCCAUUAGGAGCAGUAAUUAAAACAGUGACUGCAGUUGAUGUCGAUAUCAGUCAAAAUGGCCAGGUGAGCUAUUCCUUUUUGCAAAGUAAAAGUGACUCAGUCCCGUUAUCUACAAUGUUGAACAUCAACUCAGAGACUGGAGAUAUAGUCAGCCUGCAGUCUUUUAACUAUGAGGAGUUAAACACGUUUCAGUUUAAAGUCCAGGCCACAGACUCUGGUGUUCCUCCUCUCAGCAGCAACGUGACUGUGAACGUUUUAAUUCUGGAUGAAAAUGACAACAAUCCAACAGUCCUCGCGCCCUAUUCUGAGCAUGGCUCCGUUAACAGUGAGAGCAUCCCCUAUUCUGCUGAGGCGGGAUACUUUGUGGCAAAGAUCAGGGCUGUAGACGCAGACUCUGGAUACAAUGCGCUGCUUUCGUAUCACCUCUCUGAGCCCAAAGGAAACAACCUCUUCCGGAUCGGAACCAGUAGCGGAGAAGUCAGGACUAAGAGGAGAAUGAGUGACAAUGACCUGAAAACUCACCCCUUGGUGGUGUUGGUUUCUGAUAACGGAGAACCCUCCCUGUCAGCUACUGUGUCUAUUGAUGUGGUGGUGGUUGAAAGCACAGCUGACAUCCAGACUCAGUUCAGACAUGUGCCCAUACAGGAGGAGAGCUUCUCUGAUUUGAACCUGUAUCUGCUGAUCGCCAUUGUGUCGGUGUCAGUGAUCUUUCUGCUGAGCCUCAUCAGUUUAAUAGCUGUCAAAUGCCACAGGACAGACGGCCGUUUCAGCAGGUACAGCGCCCCAAUGAUCACCACCCACCCUGACGGGAGCUGGUCUUACUCUAAAUCUACUCAGCAGUACGACGUGUGUUUCAGCUCAGACACAAUGAAGAGUGACGUAGUGGUUUUCCCCGGACCAUUUCCGCCUGUAGAUGGUGAACUGAUCAGUAUUAACGGAGGAGACACUUUUAACAGAACUCAGACUUUACCCAACAAUGACAAG
Messenger RNA from Notothenia coriiceps (black rockcod), 2463 nucleotides. Its product is annotated as protocadherin alpha-3-like. Gene Ontology annotation, molecular function: calcium ion binding. The annotation marks the transcript as partial. Gene Ontology annotation, biological process: homophilic cell-cell adhesion. The record is from RefSeq and is a predicted model, not a curated record. The transcript has a single exon. NCBI's taxonomy places the organism in Eukaryota, Metazoa, Chordata, Actinopteri, Perciformes, Nototheniidae. Gene Ontology annotation, cellular component: plasma membrane.